GAGAGUGAACAAAGUGAGGUUAUGUUGGUGAAUUGGGCAGUUUUGCAGCACUGACUGACGAUGGGAAUCACCGGUUUAAUACCGUUCCUGGAGAAGUCUUCGCGACCACUGAACCUACAGGAGAUCAGGGGCACCACAGUGGCUGUGGACACUUAUUGUUUGCUGCAUAAAGGCGCCUAUGCCUGCGCGGAUAAGUUGGUUCGUGGCGAGGACACCAAUAUCCACAUUCAGUACUGCCUGAAGUACGUGAAAAUGCUUCUGAAGUACAGGAUAAAGCCCAUCAUGGUGUUUGAUGGGCGUCAUCUGCCCGCCAAGGCGAUCACAGAGCAGCGUCGUCGGGAGUCACGCAAGCAAGCUCGCUCUCUUGCCGGAAAGCUCCUCAGGGAGGGUAAAAUUGAGGAGGCGCGGAGUCAGCUGAGGCGCUGUGUAGACAUCACACACAGCAUGGCUCUGGAGGUGAUGCGGGAGUGCAGGAAGAUCAAUGUGGACGCAAUUGUGGCGCCGUACGAGGCGGAUGCGCAACUUGCAUUCUUCAAUUUGUCCGGCAUAGCGGACUACAUCAUUACGGAGGAUUCUGAUCUGCUGCUCUUUGGCUGUUCCCGGAUUCUCUUCAAGCUGGAUCUGGCCGGGAAUGCGCUCUUCAUAGAUGCCAGCAAGCUUCAUGUCUCCAUGGGAUGUCGCCUUGAGAAGUACACCUUCGACAGGUUCAGGAAUAUGUGCAUUCUCUCUGGCUGCGACUACUUGGACUCACUGCCGGGCAUUGGGCUGGCAAAAGCCUGCAAGUUCUUCCUCAUGACUGAAGAGACUGACUUGAGAAGAGCCUUGCCUCGAGUUCCUGCCUAUCUAAAGCUGAAGAAUCUCACCGUGGCGCCAGAAUACAUCGAACAAUUCCUCCAGGCUGUGGCUACUUUUAAGUUCAUGUGGGUCUUUGAUCCCUCCACACGUCGAAUGGUGCGUCUCAUGGAGCCUGAUGCCUCAUCCUUGUCGCUUCUGGAGAAUGCCGGCGAGGAAAUCGAUCCCAAUGCGGCUCUUCAACUCGCACUGGGUAAUCUGGAUCCUUUUUCCCUCAAUCCAGUAGAUAAUUGGAACCCAGAUGUCGAUAUAACUGUCCAAGGUAGCAUCUGGCGAGGAAGAUUUGCCGCGCCGUCUCCCAAAAGAAAGCCACGAUCAGUGGAAGUACUGAAAGCGCGAAAUCACUGCCUUCAGGAGAUCAAAACACCUCCUGAUCUACUCAGCAUCUACCUCGAGAACACUCAGCCGACAACGAAUAGUCUUCCAUCAUCCAGCUCUGAAUCAUCCACUUCAGAAGCCUGCUCAUCUUCAUCGGCGAGAAAUCCCUUCCGGAAGAGCUUAGAUAAGAGCACGGAAAGCCUUGAGGUGGACAUUUCCCCGUCUUACGUGUCCAACGUGAUGAAAGCCUCCAGCUCAGAGUCGGACUCUGGCUUGGAGGCCUCCCAGGGACCUCGAAAGCUCAGCAAAUUCUGCCGAACAGUGCUCAAUAACCAAUACAACGUUGUCAGUCGCUUCUGGAAUCAGCCGAAUGAUGAGAUGCGGUCCAGCAACGAGAAGACGCCUGAAAAAUCGCCCACUCCUGAACAUCUUAGGCAGAUUUACGGACAGGAUGAGAUUACUGGAGCCAUACAGCAAAACCUGCUGACUAUGUUUGAGGACAACGAUGAGAAUUGCCAGAAAGAGUCCCCGGAGGCAGUUCAGGAGGUGAAAUCACCGCCACGGAAGAUGGCGAAGAAAGAGACAGCUCGUGGCACUACUUGCCGCGUUCCCGGCCUCAAGAAGCCCACCGCUGGAUCGAAGCUGGUCCAGAGCACACUGAGCAAGUUUGGAUUCAUCAGGAAGUGACAAAUGAGUUUAAUGAGGAACAUUCAUGCAAUAAAUACCACUCUGGUGACA
This is a messenger RNA of Phlebotomus argentipes, 1908 nucleotides long. It is a transcript of the gene tos, whose product is annotated as exonuclease 1. The record is from RefSeq and is a predicted model, not a curated record. Gene Ontology annotation, biological process: mismatch repair; DNA recombination. NCBI's taxonomy places the organism in Eukaryota, Metazoa, Arthropoda, Insecta, Diptera, Psychodidae. Gene Ontology annotation, molecular function: metal ion binding; 5'-flap endonuclease activity; DNA binding. Bases 61 to 1857 code for a protein of 598 amino acids. The transcript has a single exon. Gene Ontology annotation, cellular component: nucleus.